Molecule: messenger RNA, 1663 nt
Organism: Callorhinus ursinus (northern fur seal)
Lineage: Eukaryota; Metazoa; Chordata; Mammalia; Carnivora; Otariidae
Gene: ST8SIA1
Product: ST8 alpha-N-acetyl-neuraminide alpha-2,8-sialyltransferase 1
Biological process (GO): N-glycan processing; oligosaccharide metabolic process
Molecular function (GO): alpha-N-acetylneuraminate alpha-2,8-sialyltransferase activity
Source: RefSeq, a predicted model, not a curated record
CUGACGCUGUGCUGAGGCCGCCCCCCGGGACCCCGGGGCUGCGAUGAGCCCCUGCAGACGGGCCCGGCGACACACGUCCAGAGGGGCCAUGGCAGUACUAGCGUGGAAGUUCCCGCGGGCCCGGCUACCGGUGGGAGCCAGUGCUCUUUGCGUCGUGGUUCUCUGUUGGCUCUACAUCUUCCCGGUCUACCGGCUGCCCAACGAGAAGGAGAUCGUACAAGGGGUGCUGCAACAGGGCACGGCGUGGAGAAGGAACCAGACGGCGGCGAGAGUCUUCAGGAAACAGAUGGAAGACUGCUGUGACCCCGCCCAUCUCUUUGCUAUGACUAAAAUGAAUUCCCCCAUGGGGAAGAGCAUGUGGUAUGAUGGGGAGUUUUUAUACUCAUUCACCAUUGACAAUUCAACUUAUUCUCUCUUCCCCCAGGCAACCCCAUUCCAGCUGCCCUUGAAGAAAUGCGCGGUGGUGGGAAAUGGUGGGAUUCUGAAGAAGAGUGGCUGUGGCCGUCAAAUAGAUGAAGCAAAUUUUGUCAUGCGAUGCAAUCUUCCUCCUUUGUCAAGUGAAUACACUAAAGAUGUUGGAUCCAAAAGUCACUUAGUGACAGCUAACCCCAGCAUAAUUCGGCAAAGGUUUCAGAAUCUGCUGUGGUCCAGAAAGACAUUUGUGGACAACAUGAAGAUUUAUAACCACAGUUACAUCUACAUGCCUGCCUUUUCUAUGAAGACAGGGACAGAGCCAUCUCUCCGGGUUUAUUACACGCUGUCAGAUGUUGGUGCCAAUCAAACAGUGCUCUUUGCCAACCCCAACUUUCUGCGUAGCAUUGGAAAGUUCUGGAAAAGUAGGGGAAUCCAUGCCAAGCGCCUGUCCACAGGACUCUUUCUGGUGAGUGCGGCUCUGGGUCUCUGUGAGGAGGUAGCUAUCUAUGGUUUCUGGCCCUUCUCUGUGAAUAUGCAUGAGCAGCCCAUCAGCCAUCACUACUAUGAUAACGUCUUGCCCUUCUCUGGCUUCCAUGCCAUGCCAGAGGAAUUUCUCCAGCUCUGGUAUCUUCAUAAAAUCGGUGCACUGAGAAUGCAGCUAGACCCGUGUGAAGACACUUCACUCCAGCCCACUUCCUAGGGACCAUGGAAAAAGAAAGAACCGAGACAGGGUAUUUUUGUUAGGUUUUCUACAGGACUCCAAAAGGAAAUGGUCAAGUCAUUUCAUGGAUUCACAUGGGCCACUUGGAAAAACAAAACAAAACAAAACAAAAACAAAACAACUAUAAAAACCCAAGAGAAACUCUACUUUGGCUUGGAGGACAAAUAAGAAAUGAAACAUCCUAUGAAAUAUUUUGUAGCACAUUGUGGAUUUGCAACCAGUAACAUGCUGAUGAGAUGAUGUUGGUAAAGCACAUUUAGGUGGUUCAAAUCUAGAAGAUGCAGUUCACAAACAAGACAGAACUCUGGUUGUUGAAGGUGAAGAAUUAAUCAAGGUGGAAUAAAGGAAAUGCCAGCGCAAAGUGUUACUGAUUAUCAACACAAUCUGGCUUUAGGAAAAAAACCUAUCAUAUCUUAGAACCAUAGGUUUUUAAAAAAUGAUUAUUUAUUUUUGCCCUAUUUAGGGGCAGUGAGUGGGUGAUGAGGUAGCUAAAAAAAAAAAAAUCCCUUACUGAGUAAUAAAGAUAUA